Molecule: messenger RNA, 1691 nt
Organism: Carassius auratus (goldfish)
Lineage: Eukaryota; Metazoa; Chordata; Actinopteri; Cypriniformes; Cyprinidae
Product: cyclin-G1-like
Exons: 6
Coding region: 185-1072 (295 amino acids)
Source: RefSeq, a predicted model, not a curated record
GCGCGUGCUCGCCUGACGCCGAGGGUCGGGGGUGUGCAGAACGCAGAAGUUACAUUGCUUUAAACCUACAUACUUCGAAUUUACUUUUUAUUUUAUUUUUUUAAAAAGAAAAAUUAAAUUCUAUUUCGUGAAUUUACACAUUCAUAUUUUUUGUUUUUAAUCCAAACCAUCAAAUCUACGAAAGAUGAUUGAUCAGGAGACUGGAGCCGGGGCUCUGCUCUUCACCGUCCAGCUCAAAGCUCUUCUGGACCACGAGGCCCGGUCCCAGCCCAAACUCUGCGGCCUGCGGGUCAUCGAGUCCGCUCAGGACAACGGUCUGAGGAUGACGGUCAAGCUGAGAGACUUUCAAGUCCGAGAACUUCUCUCCUUGACGCGGUUCUUCGGCUUCAGUUCGGAGACGUUCUCCCUCGCCGUGAACCUCCUCGAUCGGUUCCUGGCUGUGAUGAAGGUUCAGCCCAAGCAUCUGUCCUGUGUGGGUCUGUGCUGCUUCUACAUCGCUGUGAAGACGUCUGAAGAGGAGAAGAGCGUUCCUCUGGCCAGCGACCUCAUCCGGAUCAGCCAGAACCGCUUCACGGUCCACGACAUGAUGAGGAUGGAGAAAAUCAUUCUGGAGAAGCUCUUCUGGAAGGUCAAGGCUCCGACCGCCCUUCACUUCCUGCGACUCUUUCACUCUCGCCUUCAACAGCAGCUGGACGCAGAAAGUGAGUGGAGUCUGAACCUCGAGAGGCUGGAGGCUCAGUUGAAGGCUUGCCAUUGCUCCUUUACGUUCACUAAGAUCAAGCCGUCGCUGCUGGCUCUGGCUCUUCUGUCUCUGGAGAUUGAAGAUCAGCCUCUUCCUGCUCUCAGAGAGCCUCUGGAUGCUCUUCAGCAGAGUCUGACUGUUAAAGCUGGAGAGCUGGUUUGUGUGCAGGAGCUCGUGGCUAAAUGUCUGUCUGAAUACUGUUCCUCCAAGAUCCUGAAGCCGAACGGACAGAGACUGCGCUGGAUGAUCUCGGGUCGAACCGCCAGACAGCUGAAGCACAGCUACUACAAGAUCGCUCAUCUCCCCACCAUCCCCGAAUACACCUGUUAACACCUCAGUGUCGAGAUACCAAUGCUUUCUAAUCCGUGUUAUGGGCACUUUUCCUUUCCUUUCCUCUCCUCAGUCUCUGUUCUUCUUUUGAAACCUGCUGUGAUUGUAUUUAUUUGACGUCUUGAUGGCUAGUCAAGGGUGAGUUUGAGCUGGUGAGGCUCGCAGGUGUACAGUAUGUUCAUCUGAAUCGGUGCAGACGCGCUGGUUGUUUGAAGCAGUGAAGUAUAAAGCCGUCUAGGUCCUCAGUCCACCGUGUGGAAGAGGAGGGAGAAGGGUUCUGAGAUUCAACACAUUAACAUCAACAGAAGCAAGAGAUCAGGCCCAGAGCCCUUCACUCCCAUCCUAGGCUGUCCGCGGUCCUAAUGCACACUCCCUCCCAAGGUGAUGAAACCUGAUUUAGGUUGCUUUUCUUUUAUUUGAUGGUUGUGGAAGCGCAGGUUUUAAACACGCCUCUAACAGGAAGAAAAAAAUCACAAAGCACUUACUAAAUGAAGCUCACUUGACAUUUGGUCUUGUGUAACCGUGACCAUUUGUUUUAAACGAGUGUUAUAUACAAAAGCAGGUUUUGGUUGUAAUCUGCAGCAUCGAACCUUUCAAUAAAACCGUAUUGGAAUGUAAA